CCGUCGCUCCUCCUCUCUGAUCGAUCAGCCUCUCUCACUGAUCUCUGAUCAGUUUCAGAUCGAUACUUUAUCUCUCAGGGCCUGUCCCUCGGUCCUGGUCUGGUUCUGUCUGGAUCUUUCUGGUUCUUUUUGGUUCCUUCUGUGUGUUCCGGAACUUUUUGGACUCAGUGCGGGAUUCCGGCUUAACUGUUAGCAUCUCUCUGUGGCGGAAUUAGCUUCCGUUUGCUUCCUGUCCCGGAUCCUUCCCGCCUCAGAGUGCUCGUUUCAGUCCGAACCUGAGCGCUCCUCUCCGGGCAGAAGUGUCAGCUUAGCUCCGGGGACAGUUAGCCGGCUCGGUUCUGUUAGCUGGCAGUGAAGCUAACUAGCUAAGUGUUAGCCUGAGUUAGCAGCUAGGCUACAGCCCGAGCCUCCUCCGUCCUCAUGCCGGCGAUGCUGGAGAGAAACCCGGAGGCUGCGGGGAAGCGGAGAGGCAGAGCCCCGGCGGGCAGCGGCAGCAGCGGCCCCGGGGCAGCAGCGAACCCCGGCGGGAAGAGCCUGUCCGGUAAUGGAACCAGCACCAACAGCUGCUGGGAAGAAGGAAGUUCAGGCUCCAGCAGCGACGAGGAGCAUGGGGGAGGAGGGAUGCGGGUCGGGCCUCAAUACCAGGCCGUGGUUCCGGACUUUGACCCAGACGUGGCCAAAGCCGCUCACCAGAGAGAGAACCUGGGCAUGUUGGUCUGGAUCCCCAGCAGCUGUCUGAACCAGAUGCAGCUGGACGAGUACAUCGCCAUCGCCAAGGAGAAGCACGGAUACAACAUGGAGCAGGCUCUGGGCAUGCUCUUUUGGCACAAACACAACAUCGAGAAGUCUCUGGCUGACCUCCCAAACUUCACGCCGUUUCCUGACGAGUGGACGGUGGAGGACAGAGUUCUGUUUGAACAAGCCUUCAGCUUCCAUGGGAAGAGCUUCCACCGCAUCCAGCAGAUGCUACCUGAUAAGUCCAUCGCCAGCCUGGUCCGCUUCUAUUACUCCUGGAAGAAGAGUCGCAGCAAAACCAGUCUGAUGGACCGGCAGACGAGGAAACAGAAGAGAGAGAGAGACGACAGUGACGAAGAGGCCGAGGAGGGAAACGUAAACCCCCAGAGCGACUCAGAGUUCGACCCAAACAAAGAAGAGAAGAAGGAGGUGAGCUCUGGAUCGGAGAGGUCAGAGGUCAAACCUGCUGGACUCAAGGCGGGCAGUAAGGCGUCUCAGCGGAUGAAGAAGCGUCCACCUCGGGGUAUGUUUCUGAACCAGCAGGACAUCGUCUCGCUCUCCUCGACGUCUCCUCAGGGUCUCAUCAGACAGCUGGACAGCCAGCUGGUCUCCAUCAAGAGACAGAUCCAGACCAUCAAACAGUCCAACAGUGCUCUUAAAGACAAACUCAGCACCGGGGUCAGCGAGUUCAGACAGCCUGAGGUCAAUCAGAAGUUUAACACUCGCUGGACCACAGAGGAGCAGCUUCUCGCUGUUCAAGCCAUCAGGAAGUAUGGGCGGGAUUUCCAGGCGAUCUCAGACGUGAUUGGGAACAAGUCGGUGGUCCAGGUGAAGAACUUCCUGGUGAACUACCGGCGGAGGUUUAACCUAGACGAGGUUCUUCAGGAGUGGGAGGCAGAGCACGGGGUGGAGAGCGGCGCUGGGGGAGGAGCUGAAGAGGACGACAAGAUGGAGGACAAGAUGGAGGUGUGUCCCGAGGAAGAGGAGGUUCCUACGAAGGAGACAAAGGAGGACUCCGCCCCCUCUCAGAUGGACUCCCAGAAGCCCCUGGCCUCCUGAGGCAGUCUGACCCGGCCCUGGUUAAUGAUGUCAUCAUGUGUUUAUUUGAUAUUUUUGUGUUUAAACGAUCAGGUAAAGGUUAUGAACUGUCACCUUUUAUCACUGCUUGCUCUGGACCAAUCAGGAAACAGACUGACCCGUCAAUCAAAGUGGGUGGGCGUGUUUAUUUCUGCUUUUAUUUUCAUUUCAGUUUUAUUCUAAUCUCAGUUUUAUUUGACUUUAUUUCUCUGUUUCUGUAUGAGUGGAGGGUUUUUGAGGGUGGGGUCAGCUGAAGCAGCCAUACUGGAUGAUGUCACGCAGGUAGGGAGCGUCACCUGUCCUGAUGAUGUCAUUGCGUUUCUGGGAUUUUAGGACCUUUUUAGAGAAAUGAAACCAAAGUUCAUCAAUAAAUGAAUUUUUCUUCCUGAGUUUCUGCUCUUUUAUCGGCUGUUUGCUGCUUUUAAUAAAGAGAUUUGAAUCUAAAUUUGA
This is a messenger RNA of Cheilinus undulatus (humphead wrasse), 2262 nucleotides long. It is a transcript of the gene rcor1, whose product is annotated as REST corepressor 1. Gene Ontology annotation, cellular component: transcription regulator complex; histone deacetylase complex. The record is from RefSeq and is a predicted model, not a curated record. Gene Ontology annotation, molecular function: transcription corepressor activity. Bases 421 to 1794 code for a protein of 457 amino acids. Gene Ontology annotation, biological process: regulation of transcription by RNA polymerase II; negative regulation of DNA-templated transcription. The transcript is spliced from 13 exons. Lineage: Eukaryota; Metazoa; Chordata; Actinopteri; Labriformes; Labridae.